AUGACCUGUGCCGAGUUACUUAGAUGUUUCUGUGUCUCAUUUUACUCUUCAGGAAAAUACGGCUAAUAACAUAUACUUGACAGGGUACUUGGGGAGGUUCCAACAGAGGUGCACGUAGUGAGACCAGCCUGAGGUUUGGCCCAGGGGAGUCUCUUCAAGCUCUCAAAGCUGCUUCCUCUUACUAGGAGUUCCCAGCCCUCCUGGGGGAGCAGGGGAAGGAGCAAAGUUUCCAGUUGCAGUCUGGCCCCAAGCCCAGCCGGCCUGGCCCCGCCUCCUUGGUUCCUCCUUCUAGGGAAGGGCUGGGGAGGAGGGGGUGGUGACACAGUGGAGGCACCGCCCUGGCCAGGGGGCCUGCCCUCGGGACAGGUCCAGACCCAUGGAGCCCCCCGGGAGGAGUAGCAGGUCCACAGCGUCUCAUACUCUACACCAGUAUUGCUGUCCUACUCAGGUCCUUGACUCCAUGAAGCUUACCCCCUCAGGCAGGCUGGCAGAGAGCAGUGUGGAGGGUGAUGCCCCAGGCAGUGACCUGAGCACAGCGGUUGAUAGUCCUGGGAGCCAACCCCCCUACCGGCUGAGCCAGCUUCCCCCCACCAGCAGCCACAUGGGGGGCCCCCCUGCUGGGGUGGGCCUUCCCUGGGCUCAGCGGGCGCGCCUCCAGCCAGCCAGCGUUGCCCUGAGGAAGCAGGAGGAGGAGGAGAUAAAGCGUUCAAAGGCCCUGUCGGACAGCUAUGAACUCUCCACAGACCUGCAGGACAAGAAGGUGGAAAUGCUGGAGAGGAAGUAUGGGGGCUCCUUCCUGAGCCGCAGGGCCGCCAGGACCAUCCAGACGGCCUUCCGCCAGUACCGCAUGAACAAGAACUUUGAGCGGCUCCGCAGCUCAGCUUCAGAGAGUCGCAUGUCCCGCCGCAUCAUCCUUUCCAACAUGCGAAUGCAGUUCUCCUUUGAGGAGUAUGAGAAGGCACAGAACCCUGCGUACUUCGAGGGCAAGCCUGCCUCGCUGGACGAGGGUGCCAUGGCUGGGGCCCGGAGCCACCGGCUUGAACGGGGGCUCCCAUAUGGCGGCUCCUGCGGAGGGGGCAUCGAUGGUGGGGGAAGCUCCGUCACCACAUCUGGAGAGUUUUCUAACGACAUCACGGAGCUUGAGGACUCCUUCUCCAAACAGGUAAAGUCUCUGGCUGAAUCCAUUGACGAGGCCUUGAACUGCCACCCAUCGGGGCCCAUGUCUGAGGAACCAGGGUCAGCCCAGCUGGAGAAGCGAGAGUCAAAGGAACAGCAAGAGGACAGCUCGGCCACAUCCUUCAGUGACCUUCCCCUCUACUUGGAUGACCCAGUUCCCCCACCAUCCCCUGAACGACUGCCUAGCACAGAGCCCCCUGCCCAGGGCAGACCUGAGUUCUGGGCACCAGCCCCUCUCCCUCCAGUUCCUCCACCAGUGCCAGCAGGGUCCCGGGAAGAUGGUAGCCGUGAGGAAGGCACUCGCAGGGGUCCUGGGUGCUUGGAAUGUCGGGAUUUCCGGCUGCGGGCUGCCCACCUGCCCCUGCUUACCAUUGAACCUCCCAGUGACAGCUCCGUGGACCUGAGUGACCGCUCAGAUCGCGGCUCUGUCCACCGUCAGCUCGUGUAUGAGGCUGAUGGCUGUAGCCCCCAUGGGACCCUGAAGCACAAGGGGCCACCAGGCAGGGCCCCAAUCCCACACCGCCACUACCCGGCCCCAGAGGGCCCAGCCCCAGCCCCGCCAGGGCCCCUACCACCAGCCCCCAACAGUGGCACUGGGCCCAGUGGUGUGGCUGGGGGUCGGAGGUUGGGGAAGUGCGAGGCAGCAGGCGAGAACUCUGAUGGUGGAGAUAACGAGAGCCUUGAGAGCUCCAGCAAUUCCAACGAGACCAUCAACUGCAGCUCUGGCUCCUCUUCGCGGGACAGCCUGAGGGAGCCUCCAGCCACCGGCCUGUGCAAGCAGACCUACCAGCGGGAGACCAGGCACAGCUGGGACUCGCCAGCCUUCAACAACGAUGUGGUGCAGAGGCGGCACUACCGAAUUGGCCUCAACCUGUUCAAUAAGAAGCCAGAGAAGGGUAUCCAGUAUCUGAUUGAGCGGGGCUUCCUGUCAGACACGCCGGUGGGAGUGGCUCACUUCAUCCUGGAACGGAAAGGCCUGAGCCGGCAGAUGAUAGGGGAAUUCCUAGGGAACCGGCAGAAGCAGUUCAACAGAGAUGUGUUGGACUGUGUGGUGGAUGAAAUGGACUUCUCCUCCAUGGAUUUGGAUGACGCACUCCGGAAGUUCCAAUCCCACAUCCGGGUUCAGGGUGAGGCCCAGAAAGUGGAACGACUCAUCGAAGCCUUCAGCCAGAGGUACUGUGUGUGUAACCCAGCCCUCGUGCGCCAGUUCCGGAAUCCAGACACCAUUUUCAUCCUUGCUUUUGCCAUCAUCCUCCUCAAUACUGACAUGUACAGUCCCAGCGUCAAGGCUGAACGCAAGAUGAAACUAGAUGACUUCAUCAAGAACCUGAGAGGGGUUGACAACGGUGAAGACAUCCCCCGAGACCUCCUAGUGGGCAUUUACCAGCGCAUCCAGGGACGCGAACUGCGGACCAACGAUGACCAUGUGUCCCAGGUGCAGGCUGUGGAACGCAUGAUUGUAGGCAAGAAACCGGUCCUAUCUCUUCCUCACCGUCGACUGGUUUGCUGCUGCCAGCUCUAUGAGGUGCCAGAUCCAAACCGCCCACAGAGGCUAGGGUUGCAUCAGCGGGAGGUCUUCCUCUUCAACGAUCUCCUUGUGGUCACCAAAAUUUUCCAGAAGAAGAAGAUCUUGGUGACAUACAGUUUCCGUCAGUCCUUUCCCCUCGUGGAAAUGCAGAUGCAGCUCUUCCAGAAUUCAUAUUACCAGUUUGGGAUCAAGUUGCUGUCUGCAGUACCUGGUGGGGAGCGCAAAGUCCUCAUCAUCUUCAAUGCCCCCAGCCUCCAGGACCGGCUGCGCUUCACAUCUGACCUCCGAGAAUCCAUCGCUGAGGUGCAGGAGAUGGAGAAAUACCGUGUGGAGUCGGAGCUGGAAAAGCAGAAAGGUAUGAUGCGGCCUAACACCUCACAGCCCGGAGGGGCCAAGGACUCGGUGAAUGGCACACUGGCCCGAAGCAGCCUGGAGGACACUUAUGGGGCAGGCGAUGGGCUCAAGCGGGGUGCACUCAGCAGUUCCCUGCGAGACCUCUCAGAUGCAGGGAAGCGGGGGCGGCGUAACAGCGUGGGAUCGCUGGACAGCACCAUCGAAGGGUCUGUUAUUAGCAGUCCACGCCCUCACCAGAGGAUGCCACCUCCACCCCCACCCCCGCCGCCAGAGGAGUACAAGAGCCAGAGGCCCGUCUCCAACUCCUCAUCCUUCCUGGGCUCCCUAUUUGGAAGCAAGCGUGGCAAGGGGCCCUUCCAGAUGCCACCGCCACCAACAGGCCAGGCCUCUGCCUCCUCUUCAUCUGCUUCUUCCACCCACCACCACCACCACCACCACC
Messenger RNA from Capra hircus (goat), 3497 nucleotides. Its product is annotated as IQ motif and SEC7 domain-containing protein 2. The record is from RefSeq and is a predicted model, not a curated record. Gene Ontology annotation, molecular function: protein binding; guanyl-nucleotide exchange factor activity. Gene Ontology annotation, biological process: actin cytoskeleton organization; regulation of ARF protein signal transduction. NCBI's taxonomy places the organism in Eukaryota, Metazoa, Chordata, Mammalia, Artiodactyla, Bovidae.